This is a messenger RNA of Pipistrellus nathusii (Nathusius's pipistrelle), 579 nucleotides long. The record is from the annotation of a GenBank genome assembly. Lineage: Eukaryota; Metazoa; Chordata; Mammalia; Chiroptera; Vespertilionidae.
AUGGCCCCGCAGGGAGGAGCCCCCCGGCUGGUGCUGCUGUUCAGCGGGAAGAGGAAAUCCGGGAAGGACUUCGUGACCGAGGCGCUGCAGAGCAGACUCGGAGCGGACGUCUGCGCUGUCCUGCGGCUCUCCGGCCCUCUCAAGGAGCAGUAUGCCCAGGAGCACGGCCUGAACUUCCAGAGGCUCCUGGACGCCAGCGCCUACAAGGAGUCCUACCGGCGGGACAUGAUCCUCUGGGGCGAGGCGCGGCGCCAGGCGGACCCCGGCUUCUUCUGCAGGAAGGUGGUGGAGGGCGUGGCCCAGCCGGUCUGGCUGGUGAGUGACACGCGGCGGGUGUCCGACAUCCAGUGGUUCCGGGAGGCCUACGGGGCGGCGGCGCAGACCGUCCGCGUGGUGGCCUCUGAGCAGACCCGGCAGCGACGGGGCUGGGCGUUCACGCCAGGAGUGGACGACGGGGAGUCUGAGUGUGGCCUGGACGCCUUUGGGGCCUUCGACUGGGUCAUCGAGAACGACGGAGACGGGCAGCGCCUGGAGGAGCAGCUGGAGACCCUGCUGGGAUUCGCCCGCUCCAGGCUUUAG